Molecule: messenger RNA, 738 nt
Organism: Cladophialophora carrionii CBS 160.54
Lineage: Eukaryota; Fungi; Ascomycota; Eurotiomycetes; Chaetothyriales; Herpotrichiellaceae
Product: aspartyl/glutamyl-tRNA(Asn/Gln) amidotransferase, C subunit
Exons: 1
Coding region: 1-738 (245 amino acids)
Biological process (GO): regulation of translational fidelity; glutaminyl-tRNAGln biosynthesis via transamidation
Molecular function (GO): glutaminyl-tRNA synthase (glutamine-hydrolyzing) activity
Source: RefSeq, a predicted model, not a curated record
AUGCCUCGUCUGCCUCGUCAGACGUUCAGCAUCCGUACCGCUCUCUGCGGUCCCAUAACCAGCCCGUCAAGAGAGAAGGAACUCCGCCUUGUCAAGAAAAUCGACCUCUCCCCGGAGAUAGAAUCCCUCCUUGAGACGCCGACCUGGUCUGUGGCUUCGUUGUUGCCUCCCGCUCCACCUCGACGUGAAGAACGCGACGGCUCCAACUUGAAAUCGCAGCAACCAUCUACGCCAGCAUAUGAAGCCGAAGCAGAAGAAGAAAUCACAAGAGACAAACUACACCACCUCCUCAAACUCUCCGCGCUGCCGUUGCCCAAGUCCAUAGCAGAAGAGAACGCAAUGCUGCGUGACCUCCGCGAUCAAGUGCACUUUGUCAAGGAGAUCCAAAAGGUGGACACCACCGGUGUACAACCUCUUGUGGCGAUUCGCGAUGAGACCUCGGAGCAUAGACGGGAACAAACAAUCACACGGGGGAAACUGGCUGAAUACCUGGCUCUGGAAGUAAAGAAAGGAAAGAACGGUACCAUUCGGCGGAGAAGGGACACGUAUCAAGUCACGAGUUUUUCCCCUGAUAGCCAGCCAUGGAGAGAGGACCCUAUCGCGUGGUCCAAGGUGGAGGAUCCGUGGGCCACAGGGGAAGGUGCUGAGACUCGAAGGAUGGGCAGAUUUUUCUUCGUGAAAAGAAGGCAGGAUGGUCCUGCCGGUCAAGAAAACGACAAGAGCAUUAAGGAUGAGUGA